Drosophila suzukii is the source of this 2601-nucleotide messenger RNA. It is a transcript of the gene MED16, whose product is annotated as mediator complex subunit 16. Gene Ontology annotation, cellular component: mediator complex. Gene Ontology annotation, molecular function: protein binding. Gene Ontology annotation, biological process: positive regulation of DNA-templated transcription. The record is from RefSeq and is a predicted model, not a curated record. NCBI's taxonomy places the organism in Eukaryota, Metazoa, Arthropoda, Insecta, Diptera, Drosophilidae.
AUAUUAGUGCUGGAAGCGUCGCCGCUUAAAAACAAUAAUAGUCCGCUUUGCUUUUUGUUUACGCUGCUAAAAUGACUAUUUUGUACAAAGUCGAGGGCAAGGAGUUCGGCAAGGACAGUGUUUUCCCGCACAAGAAUGUCCUCUGCUCCGUCUCCGCGCGAAAUAUCGUGGCGUUCAGUGCCCUGCAGAGCAGGGAGGAGAUGCACGCAGGAGAUGCCGGCGAAGGAUCCCUGCCAGGAGCUGGAUUGGGUGUGGGCGCCAGCAACAGCCAUGUUUACGUCUGCGACAUUGUGACGCCCUGGGAGUACUACAAGGUGUGCUCCUCCAAGUCUAUGAUCAGCGUGCUCCAGUGGAGUCCCAAUGGGGAGCAACUGCUGCUCGGCUAUGUUGGCGGUCGCGUGGAGAUUUGGCAGACAAAGAACCAGUCCAUUAACCUGUGGCACCUGCAGUUUCACGCCACCGUGCCCAGCGAGGACAUCAUUGAGGCGCAGUUCUUCCACAACGGCAAGGGGGUGAUCUUUAAUCCGCAAAAGAAGGAUCACACCUACUACGCGGAAAAGUUUGAGCGGAUGGAGCAGCAGAAACCCACUCUCAGCGGAUUCGGUGGAGUGCCCAGCGAGGGCUGCGUGCUGCUCACUUCCUCUGGUCUGCUGGCCGCUUUCUGUCUGCCCGUGCUCCAAAAGACAUCCGCGGGAGGAGUAGAAGGCCCCGCCCACGAAAUAGUCGAGCUGACGCCCACGCUCUACAGCAUCGGUAUCUCGCGCAGCUUCAUCGAGCACUGCACCAUGACGCCGAGUCCAUCGGGAGCCCUGAGUGUAGCCUUCAGUUGUGGCUGGCAGCAACAGUUGGUGCAGUGCUUCAGGAUUUUCCUCUCCUUGGAGGGCGAACUGGGUCUAGAGCAGCAUUUGGUCAUCAAGUCCGAGUCGCAGGCCAGCAUAUUCUUGGGACCCCUUGACGGAAGGCGGAUAAGCCACCUGAAAUGGACUCGGGUGGCCAGCGAGGAGGUGAUCUUCAUAGCCUACGCCUGUCCGAAUGGUGGUGGAAGCCAACUGGAGCAAUGGACGUUGACACGCCGGCACCAGAGUGUCCACGCACUGCUCCAGGGUGGAGGAGGGGCCAACAGCAAGCCAAACGAGUUCGUGCAAUCGGAAAGCUGGGAACAGGUGGGCAAGGUGCAACUGAAUGCAUCUUUGGCCGACAUCAGCAUAACCCGACUAUCGGUCUCCGCGCCGGACUGCUGCCAGGUGUACGCCAUUCUCCAGGACAACAGUGUCCAAGUGUUGGAACCCAACUCGCUAAAGCAGCUCAAUCACACACAAUUCGAAAAGGUAUCAGACGCCAGUGGAGGGGUACAUUUCGUCAGUGGCGACUUGACGCCCACCAGCCAAAUGCUCCUGAUCUUCGAUAGCCAUGCGCAAUUGCACGCCAUGCAGGCACCUCUCCUCAAGCAAGCAGGAUCGGGUUUGCUGCUGCUGGAGUAUUGCAUCGUCACUGGCUGCGAUGCCAGCGAUGUGCUGCUCCUUAAUCUUGGAAAUCUGGAGGCACUUGUGGAGAAGCUAACGGACAAUUUUACGCGGCAACCUUCGUAUGUGCGCCACUACUACUAUGCCAACUUUCUGGCGCUCAAAUCCAAUCUGUGCCGCGUACAGCAGCAGGAGUUCGACAAUCUGAUCAUCCUGCACGCCAUAUCCACAACAUUCAAGAGUCUUCUUCGACCCUCUGAUCUGGGCUUCCAGGAUAAAGGACCCGCUGAUAACUUGGCCAUAAAGCUGGCCGAAUCCAUACCGGAUGUGGACACCGUGAUGCUCAAUCUGGAUGCCAAGGACUUUACUGUGGAGCCGGUAAUGCUGCAGAGUCUGCAGCAACUGAUCCAGUGGGUCACCGACCUGGCCCUCAAUAUGCUGCAUCGCCUGCCCGAGGAAGUGAUGAAGAGCAAGCUGUCCGGGAAGCGGCCCAGCUACGAUAUCAGCCGGGACAUCGUGGCCAUCAGCAGUCUGCGCGAGCUUCUCGUUAUGAUCCGCAUCUGGGGUCUGUUGAACACCCAGUGCUUGCCCGUAUAUACCAAGACGAUGGACAACAUCGAUGUGCUGGUGAUCCUGUUUCGUUUGCUCACUCGCUUGGCUCAGAAUCCCGCGGAGCCGGAUGAAAUGCUGCUAGACGAGUGCAGUCUGCUGUCCAAGCAGCUGCUGAUUCCCCAGCCCACAAAGUUCAAUCCCACCACGCUGCUGAGUGCCCAAGGAUUCGCGGCCGUCAAGUCGGGUCAGCUGCAGUUCACCUCGCUGGUAGAACCAUCUUGUCUGCAGGACAUGGAAACGGAGGAGGUUGUAUUCGCCCGCUCGGUGAAGGAUGGCGUGAGCAAUCUCCAGUUGGGCGCCCGACCCAGCACCAUUCGGAGGUGCGCCCGCUGCGGAUUCGUCUUCGUUAAUAAUGCCAACAAAGUGGCCAAGACGUCGGCUCUAAAGGCGUGGUUUAGUAAGUGGCUGCACUGCCACUGCGGGGGCUUUUGGAAGCAGAUACACUAGUUAGUCCUAGCUUGUGUCAGCAGUAUCCUAGGUCCUUAAGCGUAGUCUAAGUCUGCAAUAAAAUAUUUCAAGAUACCCA